AUGAAUCAGAUGCUUGACUACUUCAAGUUUGGUCAAGCUAAUGUACUAACUAAUUUGUUUUCUUUUGAAGGGUAUUUAAGAUCUAAAUUAACCACGCAGUCUCAGGAAGAAGAAAAGGGAAACAAAAGGAUCUAA
Debaryomyces hansenii CBS767 is the source of this 135-nucleotide messenger RNA. RefSeq names its product DEHA2E03872p. The transcript has a single exon. Lineage: Eukaryota; Fungi; Ascomycota; Pichiomycetes; Serinales; Debaryomycetaceae. The record is from RefSeq and is a predicted model, not a curated record. The coding region runs from base 1 to 135 and encodes 44 amino acids.